CACAGUAGGUAGUUGGUGCUAGAGCUAGCAGAUGGCAGCAAGGAGAAAGUGCCUUGACAUUCCUCUUCUCGGACUGAGGGAAUGCUUUGACAGAUGCCUUUAAAGAGACCCGCAGCUGGUCUCACCUUCUGUUUACUCUACUUGACUUCGUAUUUCACCAACAAGUAUGUCUUGUCUGUCCUGAAAUUCACUUAUCCUACCCUUUUUCAAGGAUGGCAGACACUAGUCGGUGGACUUCUACUGCACAUUUUCUGGAAGUGGGGCUGGGUGGAGAUUAGCAGCAGUUCAAGGACUGAAGUAAUCUCAUGGCUUCCAGCUUCAGCACUUUUUGUGGGCAUUAUUUACUCAGGUUCCAGGGCACUAUCCAGAUUGCCAAUUCCUAUUUUUCUUACUUUACACAAUGCUGCAGAAGUUAUUACCUGUGGAAUCGAGAAGUUUGUGCAGAAAGAGCAAAUUUCUCUGCUAAAAAUUUGUAGAGUGCUGAUCCUUCUGGUAGCAGCAGGAUGCCUUCCUUUCUGUGACCCACAGUUUGAUGCAGAUGGCUAUUUCUGGGCUGUCACCCAUUUGCUGUGUGUUGGGGCUUACAAAGUAUUUCACAAAUUGUGGAGACCUAGUUCUCUAAGUGACUCAGAGCAACAGUAUAUAAACUAUGCAUCCAGAUAUCGGGCGGAGAGUCUCUGUGGCAACUUUAAGGUAGUUCAAAGUGAUGAAUAUCCCCUUCCUCUUGCCUUCUCGCUGCUAUUUCUCGCAUUGCUUCUUCAGGGACUUCUUUGCUGCUUUGCUUCUUUCUUCCUGUUUUCCAAAUCAAGCCUCUCUAAGCAGUUCCGCUUGGUGUUCUUCUUGCAUUCCAUUCUCUCGCGAUAUUUACUCAGCCGUUCCUCCACCUCCUCCCCUUUUCUCACAGCCAGCUAUCUCUCUCCAAACCGCAAGUAUGCAUAAACAAAAGUUAUUUUCUCUUCUUUUACGCUUUAUAAUCUUUCAAAUUUCAAAUCUUCCUUCAAGAUGUCUUGCUCCUGUCUUAUUCUAUCAUCUCAGUCCACAAUUUUCAUUUUUAGUAGAGAUUUUCCUUCUCUUUUUAAAUCCGAAAGCCAGAUAAAAAUCUUUUACCUCGAUUUGUUCCAUUUGGGUCUUUCGUGCUGCCUCAUUCGUUACCCAUUAGCCAAAUCUGGUUCUGAAGCUUGGGUCCUGGCGGGCUUAUGCCGAACAACGACUCAAAGAGUGCUGCAGAGAUGUUAGCUCGUCCUUCUUCGAGAGUACCUCAAAGCGAUGUGGGAGAUCCAUCGUCCUGGACCCCCCCCCCCCCCGCUGAGAUCUCACUCUCUCUGGAACUUGUAGCGUUCUGGCUCCUCUCCUACCUGGAGAGGAGUGGCAGCCGGUGAUCUGAGCACCUGGCCUGCCCAAAACAGUCACUCUUGACGGUCCAGCUCCCUGGACCGCUUCAGCCCGCCAUUAGCCAAACUGGAAGUUCCCGAUUAUACUAUAACCAAGGUUGUGUAUUUUACACAGAAUUUAUACGCAGAAUCUCUAUUUCAAAUUGGAUUAUACAAAGACUACCUGUUCCCGGUAAGCAUAUGGGGAAAGGGGGGAUCCCUGCCUAUCCCUCCACCCAGCAUGCCUGCCCUAUCUCUGAACAUUCAAGCAGGGUAACUGUGCAUUCACUUUCUACUGUGUAUAGGGCAACAGAUCAUUUUCAUAUUGUCUGAGCAAAUAAAUAAACGUCUUUGUAAUUUCUGGUAAAUUUCAGAAACUAGAGUGCCAAGUUUUCAAGUGGCUAGGUGUGUCCCUUUCCAGGUGGGGCAGAGGAGUGGUUCAAUGAUGAUGAAAAUCCAAUUAUCAAAAAGUGGGUUAGAGGUCAGUGGGAAUGGGAGGGACAAACAAAACCUGAAAGAAACAUUAUGCACUAGGAAAAAAAUCAAUUCAAAAUCAGCUUUAAGAAAAAGAUCAGGGUAAAAGUGAUCUCAAAAGAACUGGGGGGAAAUUGCAGGGUGGGGGGAACACCAAAAAAAUUGAAGCAAGAACUAAAGAUAAAAACUUGCAGCAGGGAUAAGUCAAAGGGCCAAAAUUUAUGGGGAAAACCUAUGUGGAAAACCCAAUAGUUGCAUUAACAAUUUAUACAAUUUAUACUAAUGAACAGUAACUUUUUUGUAUUAAUAAAAUGAUGAGAUUUGAGGUGUUAUAAAGCCAUUUUUGUAUGUUUUAAUGAUUAGUUACAGAAAAGCAGUGUAUUUUGAAGUGUAUGGUGUAAUUUCAUGUUCCAAAGCAAUCAGGCCUCAGUCUAAGAAGUCUAAACUGAGAAUCAAAUGGAAUUUUGCCAGAGGAGACGUACAUUUCUUGCAGCACUGCUCAGAAAUAGUACUUUCAUGUUAUUUUGAGUUCUUAGAUGAUGCUCAACUAUCAUCCCUCAGAGAUUCAGAAAGUGGAUGACUACUGUAUCCUGAAUGGGCAUUGUCUCAUUUGUAAUGGCAGAAAUAAAGCUAGGAAAUAAAGUACAUGAACAUAAACUUCUCAUCGCUCCUUAGCUCAAAUGCAGGCGAACUCAAAUAUUUUACUUCUACUACAAUUUGUUAUAUUGCUUAAUAAAUAUCACUGGUGUCUGUCUUGAAGAAUUAAGGCUAAUAAUAAAGAAUAAUGUGCUUUUUUGUCCCCAGUGUGGUGGUGUUGGCUUUUGCAUCCCACCCAA
Messenger RNA from Eublepharis macularius, 2680 nucleotides. RefSeq names its product transmembrane protein 241 (gene SLC35D4). The transcript has 11 exons. Gene Ontology annotation, cellular component: Golgi apparatus. The record is from RefSeq and is a predicted model, not a curated record. Bases 94 to 939 code for a protein of 281 amino acids. Gene Ontology annotation, molecular function: antiporter activity. Lineage: Eukaryota; Metazoa; Chordata; Lepidosauria; Squamata; Eublepharidae.